AGCAACCUGGGCAUCCAGUGCGUGAAGAAGAAGGAGAUCGAGGCGGCGAUAGAGAAGAAGCUGCAGUUGGGCAUCGACCCCUUCAAAGCCGGUUCCCUCAAGAACCAUCAGGAGGUGGACAUGAACGUGGUGAGGAUCUGUUUCCAGGCCUCCUACAAGGACGGCUCCGGGCAGAUGCGGCACCUCAGCCCCGUGCUUUCGGAGCCCAUCUUCGACAAGAAGUCCACCAACACCUCGGAGCUACGGAUCUGCCGGAUGAACAAGGAGAGCGGUCCCUGCACGGGCGGCGAGGAGCUCUACCUGCUCUGCGACAAGGUCCAGAAAG
This is a messenger RNA of Balearica regulorum gibbericeps (East African grey crowned-crane), 325 nucleotides long. Lineage: Eukaryota; Metazoa; Chordata; Aves; Gruiformes; Gruidae. The record is from RefSeq and is a predicted model, not a curated record.